AGUUGUCAAAUGUCAUAGUUAAUAUUAUAUAUUUUUGUUGAAAAUUUAGAAGACACUGCCUAUCGUUAAGAGUAUUAUAUUUCUAAAUUGAUUUAAAACAUUUUAUUGAAUAGUAAUCACAAAAAAUAACGUAUCCCAAUAUUAUUGUAUAUGAUAAACAAGUUUUGACACGGUAAAUAGCGGACGUCAUAAGUAAUAAUUUUAAGUCAGUAAUUAGAUUACAGAUUCAAAAUGGAAUCGUCAUACCAGGGAGGUGUAGCGUUCGAAGAUAACGAUAAUUUUCAGCGGCUUUCGCAAACAAUAGCCAGCAAUAUUAAAAAGAUAUCCCAAAAUGUUUCAUCAAUGUCCAAGAUGGUCAACCAGCUGCAGACUCCGCAGGACUCCCAGGAGCUUAGAAACCAAUUGCGCCAAAUACAAAAUUACACUCAGAAGUUGGCAAAAGAUACUUCUUCCAUGAUAAUGGAGCUUAUGAAGCUGAGAACUGAUAUACCGGCGAACAUGCUCACUCGGGAUCGCCUCAGUGAUGAGUACAUGACCACACUGAAUGCAUUCCAGACGACUCAGCGGGCGGCGGCUCAGAAGACGAAAGACGAUGUGCGGAAAGUGAAGGCGCAGACCAUCAACAUCGGCGACCCCUUCGCUAUGGGCGGAGGAGUCAAGGAUGGCGAUCAGGGCGAGACCAUUCGCAAGCAGGAGCAGAUGUCGAUGCAGUCGCAGCGCGAGCUGCAGCAGCUGGAGGAGCGCGAGCGGGACAUACGACAGCUGGAGAACGACAUAAUGGACGUGAACCAGAUCUUCAAGGAGCUCGGCACGAUGAUCCACGAGCAAGGGGCGGUGGUGGAGUCCAUCGAGUCCAAUGUCGAGUGCGCGUCGCACAACGUCGAGGCGGCCGCGCACGAGUUGUCUCAUGCCGCUAACUACAAGAACAAGCUGAGGAAGAAGAAAGUGUACCUGACGCUCAUCCUCAUCAUCAUCAUAUCGAUAAUAUUAAUCAUCAUCUUCCACAACUGAACCGACCAACGCCUCUCGGGACCUCGCGCUUGAUACUAACCCCGACGCCACUCCACGUCACGUGCCGCCGUGCUGUCCGUGCGCUGCACGAGUGUUACCUGUGGCGUGUCGCCGUCAUCGAGUGGUCGCCCAUGUUACGCAUUGAUUACUAAAUUAACGUGAUUAGUUAAAUUGUUAUUACUCACUCGAGUGAAUGUUUAAUCAUUAAAGUGUAAGAUUUAUCUAUAUAAACGAGUUACUGAGUUUGUGUCUGUAUAUAAAUCUAUCAUAAUAUAUAUGAUAUACAUAUAUAUAAUAGCGUUUUUUAAAUUUUAUAUACAAACUUGAUUAUGUUGCAUCUGUAAUCACCUAAUUAAUGAUAUAAUAAGACAAAUUUGUUUGAAUAUGAACAUCGUUUUAUUAAUAAACACGAGUCGCUUGCAACGUUUCGAAAUGCGUCCGAGCACGUGACUCGCCUCCCGAGGGGCGCCGCACGCCGCACGCCGGCCUCGCGGAGUGUGCGACCUCCAUUUGUGUACAUUUAUCUAGUUAAGUGGAAUUCUGUGCAUUGGCGACUUGGCGUUGCGUGAAAUACUAACAGCAUUCGAGUUAUUAUGUAAUAAAUGAUUUAUUAAAUUGUAAUUAAAUGGCAAGUCCAAUAUAUUUUGUAAGUGCGUAUUCUAAGCUAAAUGUAUGUUAUAUGUGUAUAGAAAAGUCUGUCGCUCUCGUCGUAUAAAGAGUACAGCAGAACAGACACCAAUAUGAGAUAUAAAUAAUGUUGUAAACUGCGGGCCCGGCGUGCGGUGGAGGGGACUCGCUCGGCUGGCGUUGCGAAGCGAAAUCUCAUAAUUCCAUUAUUUUAAUUUUAUAUUUAAGAUAAUUGCUUAUGUUUUAUUUGAAUACUGAUAAAAUUUAUAAUUUGAUGUUAACGCGUAGUUCAGUUUCGGAGAACUGAACUGCGCGUAAUUGUAACCGACGGGAGCGAAGCAAGCGAAAUUAUGCGCGUUUAACUGAUUCCGUUCAAAUCAUAUUAACAACAUUGCCUUUCACAGAAUUUAUCUUCCCCGUUACAGUAACGAGAAAUCGUAACACGGAACCCGCCCGUGGCCCGUGUUAUUCGUUUCAGUACCUGCACCUUACAUCGAUUUGAAGUCAUCGCCAGAGAAUCGUAUGCGAUGUGACAUUAUGAAAUUAACUAUUGUUCGUAGGACUUGAAUUAAAUUUAAAUGAAACUAAGCACGCACUGUGUGUGUGUGUGAGUAGUGGAUAUCAUAUAAAAUAUUUGAGUCUAACAUGUCACUCAUAUGUAUGUACAUAUAUUAUAUCUCACUUCGUGACGAGUAGAUUUGUAAUCAAAUAUAUUAUCACGAUUGUGUGAUAAGUCUUGUAGAUAAAUAUCGCUUAAUAUGUAACGUUACUACAUAGCAAUACUAUGAUUAAUGUUUUGAAUUCAAGUUUAAUAGUGUAUUUGAAAAUCUACUAGUGAUGUCGUUGUUAUAAAGUGUUUAGGUGCGCAGUGAGCACUCGGCACGCUCGCUCGGCACUGCGCUCGAUACGUACUUAAGCGAACCCGCUUGCUUCCGCUCUUGUUUGUUCCUCAAUAUAGAACUAGACAUUAGUACUGUAGUCUCGCAUGUAAUACCACAUAAGAAAUAUGUUGAUUGUAACAAUAUACAUUUUUGUAAAGUAUAUUUUAUAAGAUAUCAGUACAAAUAUAUCGAAGCAAUUUUAGAUUUACGACGAGUAGUUCACAAGGUGCCGAAAUAACGUAUUCAUGUCGUCGACCGACAGCCCGCCCGCGCUGGCGGAGCUCGUACGUGCGUUUCGUAUUUUAUUUGUCGCUCCCCGAACACGCCGACAUCUCUACGACGUGUCGAGUCCGCUUCAAUCGGCUCUGUCAAUGAGAUUCAUCAGAGUUCACGUCGAGUCGGAGACCGCCGGGAGGGCGCCGGAUGCCCGUGGAGGCCGGUCUCCUUCACGUUUGUAUGAAAGCGUCGCCGGGGUCGUUAGCUUAAACGUUGAUCGUGAACGUCGUUAUGAUCGAUGUAUACCAUAACCAAGACGCAGUGCUCACUCGCUAGUACUCGCCUAGACGUCGCUAGCUCGUUUCAGAUAUACAUAUUUUUAUAACUAGCAAUAAUAUGUUGAUGUAUCGUGUACACCGAGUGUCGAUAGUUGUGUAGA
Molecule: messenger RNA, 3174 nt
Organism: Vanessa atalanta (red admiral)
Lineage: Eukaryota; Metazoa; Arthropoda; Insecta; Lepidoptera; Nymphalidae
Gene: Syx7
Product: syntaxin-7
Exons: 8
Coding region: 232-1011 (259 amino acids)
Biological process (GO): intracellular protein transport; vesicle-mediated transport; vesicle fusion
Cellular component (GO): endomembrane system; SNARE complex; membrane
Molecular function (GO): SNARE binding; SNAP receptor activity
Source: RefSeq, a predicted model, not a curated record